This is a messenger RNA of Candidula unifasciata, 926 nucleotides long. NCBI's taxonomy places the organism in Eukaryota, Metazoa, Mollusca, Gastropoda, Stylommatophora, Geomitridae. The record is from the annotation of a GenBank genome assembly.
AUCAGCAGUCACUAGAUGUGAAUCAGGCAAGCACUGUUAGAAGUGAGAAGUCUUCAGUCAGUGACGUCAAGUGUGACGGGGAUGAUACUAUUCAGUGGAAGAAAGGCAACGUAUUAGGACGAGGAGCCUUUGGCACAGUCUGGUGUGGUUUAACCAGCGAGGGGCAGCUAAUUGCUGUCAAACAGAUUGAACUGACCACCAUGGACAAGUCAAAGGCUGAAAAUGAAUAUGAAAAAAUUCAAGAAGAAGUUGAACUUUUGAAGACUCUUGAACAUGUCAACAUUGUGAGUUAUUUAGGUACCAGUCUGGAGGACACUGUAGUCAGCAUCUUCAUGCAGUUUGUCCCUGGUGGUUCUAUAGCCAACAUCCUUGCCAGAUUUGGUGCACUGGAGGAGUCAGUAUUUAGGCACUACACCAAACAGAUUUUGGAAGGUGUGAAUUAUCUCCAUGAAAAUGAUGUCAUUCACAGAGAUAUCAAAGGGGCCAACGUGAUGCUGAUGCCAAAUGGUGUGAUCAAGCUCAUUGACUUUGGUUGUGCCAAACGACUUUGCAUCAACAUGAGCAUGUCCCAGACUGAGCUUCUAAAAUCUAUGAAUGGCACACCUUUUUGGAUGGCUCCAGAAGUUGUCAAUGAAAGUGGACAUGGAAAAAAAUCUGACAUCUGGAGCAUAGGAUGCACAGUGUUUGAAAUGGCAACACGCAAGCCUCCUUGGGCUGAUAUGAAUCCAAUGGCUGCCAUAUUUGCUAUUGGGUCUUCUUCCCGGCCUGUACCUACACUUGGGAGCAGAUUUUCCCACGAUGCCAGGGAUUUUGUUAGUCAGUGUAUGACAAGAGACCAGGAGGCCAGACCAGGAGCUUUAGAGCUUCAGGGACAUCCCUUUAUCACCAAGCAGGCUAGUAGAAGACUAUCCAAGAGUGGAGACUGA